Branchiostoma belcheri (Belcher's lancelet) is the source of this 1711-nucleotide messenger RNA. RefSeq names its product NXPE family member 3-like. The coding region runs from base 10 to 1542 and encodes 510 amino acids. The record is from RefSeq and is a predicted model, not a curated record. The transcript has 6 exons. Lineage: Eukaryota; Metazoa; Chordata; Leptocardii; Amphioxiformes; Branchiostomatidae.
AGUACCCGUAUGUAUGUUGUAUUUACUGUGCUGAUCGGCGCUGUCGUGAUUUUCAUUACGAAUUCAGAAUUUCUGUUCCUGUUUCCUCUUCAUGCCGCCUUGAAAAAGGAACCUUGUUAUAUUGAGAAUGUCACGUGCCCAUACAAUACAACCAUUGUCGUCUUAAAAAGAGACCACCAGUAUCACCGAGGAGAUGUUCUUACCGUGAGGAUGGUGGCAAGAGACAAAGAAGGAAAGCCGAAGAUGUACGGAGGAGACUUUCUCCGUGCCAGACUCAUCAGUAGUGACCGCUCGCUGCAGGCCAGUAGCGCUGGUCACGUCACUGACCACUGUAACGGCACCUACACCGUGCAGUUCCCGCUCUACUGGGCAGGGGGCGUUUCGAUAAAGAUUCAGCUCGUCCAUCCAAGUGAGGCAGUAAAGGUUCUACAGAGAGUGCGGGAAGUUCCAAACAAGCGAGUCUUCUCCUGUAGCUUCGUAUACAUGUACGAGCCAGCCACCACUGCAGCACAGUGUUUCAGCUCUGCGAACCCCGGUCUACAAUCCCACCAACAGUGCGACUUCUCAAAGCCUGAAGUAAACGGGACCUGGAUUUGCGAGAAACCGGGCAAACUUCCGUGUUCUACCAUCUCCAAGUGCCGGUGGGACCCGGGCAAAAGCAGGGCGACGACAUUGGGACUUGUGUCUGGAGAAGAAAAGAAACUGUUCCAAAGGCCAUAUCUUGAGGAGGAACUUGAAAUAGACCCCAAGGAGCCCGUACAUGUCCUUGAAGCAGAACUGCCAACAUCUCAACGCCUUCCAGCGUGUACUUGGGACACGACUGCAUCUUUGGGACAUUGGUCAGCCAAGGUCUGGACGUCAUCCGUCUGCAAUGUCCGAGUGUUCAGCAAAAAAGACAUCCAGUGGUGCCUGGCUAACAAGACCGUGUACAUGCAAGGUGACUCCACUGUUAGACAAUGGAGCGAGCGCUUGCAGGAAAUAGUGCCGCUGAACUACGAUAAGGCUACCAUGGAUUCUACAGCGCUUCUAGGAGGGGACAACAGCCAGUGGAAUAUUUCCGUUCGCUACCGGUUUCACCACUUUCCCGUACAGGGAGGGGCUUGGAAUAUAUUUUACGACUUCCGCUACGUUGUUGAUGAGCUGGACGCUACUCGAGGAGGACCAGACACGGUGAUAGUGGUGAGUCUGUGGGCCCACUUUACGGCAGAGCCGCUAGAACUGAUCCGGUCCAGACUGUACGCCAUACGGGCCGCCAUACACCGUCUCAAGCGCAGGAGCCCCGGCACGCGGGUUUUCGUGAGGACUGGGACGACGCGAGAGCACAAGAGACGAAAGCUGGAGUUCUACCUGCUAGCAAGCGACUGGCUGGCUUACCAGAUCACAGAGGUGAUACGAGAGAUGUUCCGGGCGGAUCCAGACGUGGUUGUGUUGGACACGUGGGACAUGAGCGUGUGUCAGCCGGGCAGAGACUACAUUCACCCAGAUCUAACCAUGGUGGACAGUCAACUAAACACGCUGUUUUCUCAUAUCUGCCCAAACUAGUAGGACUCAAAAGCAGAAAAAUGACAAUCUUGAAAUGUCUGACAACCAAGGAAAUAUGUUUAUGUGGCCACUGUGAAAAUCAGUGAAUAGUAUAAGCCUUGGUGCAGGCAAAAUCCCUAUGUGCAACGCCGUAGUUAGUUCAGAGUAGUUUCUUAGAAUUGUUAUUUGU